This is a messenger RNA of Aricia agestis (brown argus), 584 nucleotides long. It is a transcript of the gene COX5A, whose product is annotated as cytochrome c oxidase subunit 5A, mitochondrial. Gene Ontology annotation, biological process: mitochondrial electron transport, cytochrome c to oxygen. Bases 89 to 547 code for a protein of 152 amino acids. Gene Ontology annotation, cellular component: mitochondrial inner membrane. The record is from RefSeq and is a predicted model, not a curated record. The transcript is spliced from 2 exons. NCBI's taxonomy places the organism in Eukaryota, Metazoa, Arthropoda, Insecta, Lepidoptera, Lycaenidae.
UCUGUGGCACGUUGCAGCCAUUGCGGUUUUCAUUUGUCAAUCAAUACGGUACUCGAAAUUUUUAAUUGUGCAGUGAACAAAAAUCAAAAUGCUGAGGUCCGCAUCUGGCGCUUUUAUCAAUGUACUUAAAAAGUCGGUACUCCCCACAUCCAGGGUCUGUGCCAUCGUGCCCACCAGGUUCUCUCACGAUGGUCCUGUUGAAUCCGACGAGGAAUUCGAUAACAGGUAUGAAGCCUACUUCAACAGGAAAGACAUUGACGGAUGGGAAAUCCGCAAAGGCAUGAAUGACUUGUGCGGUAUGGAUUUGAUUCCCGACCCAAAGAUCAUCAAGGCUGCGCUACACGCCUGCAGGAGAGUUAAUGACUUCGCUCUCGCCGUGAGGUUCCUCGAGGCUUGCAAGGAGAAGUGCGCAGGCAAAGUUAACGAGAUUUACCCCUACAUCCUCCAAGAAAUCAAGCCCACGCUCACCGAGUUGGGCAUCAACACUCCAGAGGAACUUGGAUAUGACAAACCUGAAUUAGCACUGGAGAAAGUAUACUUCAUGUAAAGAUGUGGGUGAUAUAUUAAAUUGUAGAAUAUUUGUA